Molecule: messenger RNA, 1818 nt
Organism: Pecten maximus
Lineage: Eukaryota; Metazoa; Mollusca; Bivalvia; Pectinida; Pectinidae
Exons: 6
Coding region: 19-1785 (588 amino acids)
Source: RefSeq, a predicted model, not a curated record
GGCCAGCCAUUUAAUUACAUGCGGCCAGCACAGACAUUGGUUCGGCCUUUCGUAAGAUUCCCCGGUAUAACAAGUCUCAGUUCUCCAUCAAUCACUCUUCUUCCCCAUACAAAUGGCGUUGUAUCACCAUAUCGCACAUUUCAACAAGGACAAAUACGACGUAUUACUCCGAUUGCCCAAACCAUGUCCGUAAUAAAUCCAACAACAACUUUUACAUCUCAACGUUUUGGUUCUUCGUCCCUAAUACCUGGUUUUGCGACAUUGGCAGCUAACGUAGGUACAGCAAAUGUAGCUGCUAGAGCCUUACCAUCCAGUAGUGGCAGUAGCGUUUGGAGGCUAGCCAUACCCGCCCAGUGGAGCCGGUCUAUGCAAGGGUCUAAAAUUACUACGGCACCAAGCCAGGCCCAGUCCGUAAUUGCCGUUGGGAAUACUGGAUCAAGUGGAAGUCAGUCUAUGGCAGGUAUUGGGGCUAUCAGUGGCCUUACUCAAGAAUCAAUGUCAGGAGGUAGUCUUGGACUUGAAAAUGGUUUCAUUGGCCAGUCUAGAUCCUUCAUUGGGUCAAACAGUGGCCUUACUCAGGAAUCAAGGUCGGGAAGUAGCCUUGGACUUGGAAAUGGUUUCCUUGGCCAGUCUGGAUCCUUCAUUGGGUCAAACAGUGGCCUUACACAGGAUUCAGGGUCGAAAAGUAGCCUUGGACUUGAACAUGGUUUCAUUGGCCAGUCUGGAUCAUUAAUUGGGUCAAACAGUGGCCUUACUCAGGAAACAAGGUCGGGAAGUAGCCUUGGACUUGGCAAUGGUUUCAUUGGCCGGUCAUCUGGAUCAUUCAUUGGGUCAAACGGUGGCCUUACUCGGGAAUCAAUGUCAGGAAAUAGCCUUGGACUUGGCAAUGGUUUCGUUGGCCAGUCGUCUAGAUCAUUAGCUGGGACAACCAGUGGCAGCGCCUUUGUUGGUGGGGAAGGCGGCGACUUUACCCAAGGAAUGGUAUCAGAAGGAAGUACUUCUUCAAAUGGAUUCACUCUACCAGAUUUUCUGAAACAAAGACCAGGGAAUGGUAACACUGCCCAAUCGAACUCUGUCAUGACAAGCCAGAAUGAUGGAUUCAUAGCGACUAACACAAUAUCCUCCACGAUAGAAUCGGAAAACAUCUUCAAACCUAAAGGCUCUAAGACAAAAUCGAGCAAAACGAGAAGGCGACAGGAAUUGAAAUUGAAGCUAGAACGAAGAAGGGCUGAAAAGAAAGCUGCAAAGAAGGCUGCAAAGAAGGCUGCAAAGAAGGCUGCAAGGAAAGCUGCAAAGGCGGCCGCAGAAAAAGCUGCAAGAAUGGCUGCAAAGAAGUUGAGGACUGUAAAAGUGACAAGACAUGAUUCGUAUGUGAGAGAAUCAGCAGCAGCACCGAACACACGUACAGGGAGUCAAUCAACGUUUACUCAGUCAAGCUCCAACUCUGUGAAUACGCUGAGGAGGAAACUGGGGAAUGGAGGAUUUGGUGUCAGUCUAACACCACAAAUCCACAGCAACCUGAUGACACUAGGAAAAAGCUACGGUCUGGAUGAAAAAGCAACAAAAACAAUCAUUGAUGAUCUCGUUAAAUCUAUGAGAGAGGGGAACAUGGAAUUCCGAAACCACUUCUUUAAUGAAGAAAAAGAAGCAGAGCUUAAAAAGUUACAUGAUAAAUCAAUCAGACUGUUAGCCUCUUUAGCAGCUGAGUCAUCAUCUUCAUCAACUAAUGCACAAUUAAGUAGAAGUGGCCAAUCACUAGCCGGACGAGGUAAGGACUAUAAAUAACACCGACAACAAAACAACAUUCAACAUCUUAAA